Auanema sp. JU1783 is the source of this 825-nucleotide messenger RNA. Lineage: Eukaryota; Metazoa; Nematoda; Chromadorea; Rhabditida; Rhabditidae. The record is from the annotation of a GenBank genome assembly.
AUGAUUACGAGGUUAUUAUUAUGUGGAAUAUUAAUGUUACAUUACCAAGUAGAUGCUUUGAAAGAUUGUAAGACACGUGUUGAUGUGCUGAAUGGUAAUGAUCUGUCGGAAGGCUUAGCGGUCUUUCUCACUACCAAACUAACAACCAAUAGUCCAUCUCAAUGUGCAUCAGAAUGCUUUCGUAGACGAUGUGAUGUGGCUUAUUUCCAUUGGGAUAGACGGGAAUGCCAGUUCACAUCUAAUUCAUCUUCAUCAUUAACACUUGAAUGUGAGGAUUAUCAUGCUAGCCGUCUGAUCGACGAAAAUCCAGAAGUUGAUACGACACAGAGAUUUUGUAUUAAAUGCAAGAAAUUAACGACGAAUCAAGUUUUUGGGAACAGCUUGGCAAGAUCGUCGACUGUUUCUCCUCCGCCUCAAGCUAAACAGCUCUUCACCAUUCCUACACGGCCUACGCGAGUGUAUGUAGACUGGCAUCCAGCCAAAGCUUCGGGUUUCAGGGACAGACGAGUAGUUCAAACGAUCCCUGUUCCUCCAAGACCCACACAACGCUUGAUGUUAGCCAGAAUUGCUCAACCUGUUCAGCCCAUCUUAUACAACACGGAUUCUUCCGUUCAAGUUCAUAAAUCAUUCAAUCGUGGACAAUCAAGAGGCUACAUUGGAAGAACGCAUAGCUCGCUAGGCUAUCGGAGACCGUAUGGUGUUAGCCAUUAUAGAAUUCGUGGAUCAAAUGGAAAAGCGAAAGUUGGAAGGUUUUUCCAUCAUCGGAUAAGCCAGCAGCGUACAAGUGAUCCAAAGUUGAAAACUCGAGGAGCUGGAAUAGCUUAA